This is a messenger RNA of Huiozyma naganishii CBS 8797, 1362 nucleotides long. RefSeq lists its product as uncharacterized. NCBI's taxonomy places the organism in Eukaryota, Fungi, Ascomycota, Saccharomycetes, Saccharomycetales, Saccharomycetaceae. The record is from RefSeq and is a predicted model, not a curated record. The transcript has a single exon. Bases 1 to 1362 code for a protein of 453 amino acids.
AUGCUCCAGUGUUUGGAGAGCAAUUUUGAAAAGCAGGAUAAACGAUGCUCGGGUUGUGUUCGCGUCAAUACCACCAAAUUUGGUCCCGGGGAUUAUUCUGAGUGCAUCGAGUGUGCAUCAAAUACAUUACAAAACGUGUGUUUGGAGCAAGCAUGUAAAAAGGGUGUACUAUUUACUGACAGGGAAAAAGCAUUCCCUGCCAAUGGCAAAAUUUUGAUUUCGCUCAAAGAUAGAGAUGCUGGUCUUAUACGGAGGGGUUUAUUGCCCUCGGAAAGGACUGAAUUCUUCAAAGCCGUUUUGAAGGUAAGUAAGGAAAUUGAAAAAGAUGGAGGAUUUGUGCAAGCAUGUGGGGCAAAAACGGUCCUUGAUGGCAAUGGAAACGACCUAGCUUUGCAACCAAAGGAACGCUGUAGAAAGAAGGAACCCAUAACUCACUAUGAAAUCGAGACACAGACGGUUACUGCAACUACAACUGAUGUUGAGACUGAAUACAAAACAGAGUUUGAUACGGAGACGGAAACAGAAACUGACCUUGUUUGGAAAACAAAGUACCGGACAGAGUACGAGACGGACCAUAUUAUACAUUUCAAGACUACUACGAAAUACAAAUAUGACACGAUCACAGUAACCGACACAGACUUCAAAGUCAGCACUAGGACAAGGUACAAACAUGACGUGGACACGGUCACGGAGACCGAAUUUGAUGAAUACACCAAGACUGUUCUUGUUGGCGAAGUAACAGAAACAGAGGUAGAGACGGAGACAGAAACUGAGUUUGACACAGUCUACAAAAAAGUGAAAAAGACUACAACUUCAACCGCUACAACGACAAAAUGGAAAUUGAAGUCAAACAUCGUUACCACUACAACCACAACGACAAGGAGAAGGUUUUUUCCUCAUUUUGUGUUCCGCACUACAACAAUAACUGUACCAGGGAUUGCGAAUUUCGGUAUCAUGAAAACUGACGAUAAUGGCGGUUCUCAUCUAGAUAAAAGAGAACUAAGUAACAUGACGAGAACAACAGAUUCUCCAUGCAGCAUACUGCCAAUAUCAGUGACAAAAGUGCCGCAGUCAACUAUAACACCGUAUAUGCAAUACCAGGGGCCGAAAGAAAAUACAAACGCAGCUGCAAAACUAAGCAAUGAUAAACCAAUGCUAUACAGUGUACUUUUUAUGGUGGUCUGGUCCAUCGUUGUUCUGUCAAGGUGGAGAAAUGGCCAGACAUUUGAGGAACUCCCCACGAACCAGCUUUUGGAGGACGACAUUGCGUUGACGGAAAUAGAAUGCGAAACAAUCUCCAAGUUUGUCCCCAGUGAAAGAAAGUCCUUUGCCAAGGAAAUUAUAGAAUUGGGGGUCGACUGA